AUGGCCUCGCUCCGCAUCCUUUCAGUGAUCGCCGUGGUCGCCAUCUUUGCCCUCGCCGGCACCGCCGUCGCCAAUGACCUCCCCGACUACAUUGUUCAGGGACGGGUCUACUGCGACACGUGCCGUGCCGGGUUCGAGACAAAUGUCACCGAGUACAUCAAGGGUGCCAAGGUGAGGCUGGAGUGCAAGCGCUUCGGCACUGAGAAAGUUGAGCGCUCGAUCGACGGUGUAACCGACGAGACUGGCACUUACAAAAUCGAGCUCAAGGACAGCCAUCCGGAGGAUAUCUGCGAGAUGGUUCUUGUCCAGAGCCCCCUCGCAAACUGCAACGAGAUCCAGGAUCUCAGGGACCGCGCCGAGAUAGUCCUCAGCAGGAACGUUGGCAUCAGCGACAACAUCCGCAUGGCCAACCCACUCGGCUACCUCAAGGACAAGCCGCUGCCCGUCUGCCCUGACCUGCUCAAAACGUUCAACCCUACCACUGAUGAUGAUCACUGA
Triticum turgidum subsp. durum (durum wheat) is the source of this 498-nucleotide messenger RNA. NCBI's taxonomy places the organism in Eukaryota, Viridiplantae, Streptophyta, Magnoliopsida, Poales, Poaceae. The record is from the annotation of a GenBank genome assembly.